Pieris napi is the source of this 1018-nucleotide messenger RNA. RefSeq names its product spherulin-2A-like. The coding region runs from base 87 to 971 and encodes 294 amino acids. The transcript has 2 exons. The record is from RefSeq and is a predicted model, not a curated record. Lineage: Eukaryota; Metazoa; Arthropoda; Insecta; Lepidoptera; Pieridae.
GUCAUUAGUUUUUUUCGUAUAAAAUGCAUAAUUUUCGACUGAAUAUUAUCACUUGAGGCGUGACAUCCGAAGAUAAUUGAUCCACCAUGGUUUUCAAGCUUCUACUCCUUCUACCUGCACUGGCAAUCGCCAAGAUCGAGAUAGAGCUUUCUGGUACAUUUGAGAAAGAUCUCCAUCUAUCCUUCACAGGAGAGGAGAUUGACGUCAUCAGUGACCGCGAAAGAGACACCUUCAAAUUGAACGACAGAAAUGUGAAAACAGGCGUAGAAGCCUACUUCGGCGGGUGGCCUGACGAUGCUUACUUGAGGAGCCCAACUCCAUGGGGCGAUCUAUUCAAGUCAUACGGAUGGCCGGAAGUUAGAAGAACUCUCGUCCCCAAAAGAGGCCGCAUUCUAUCCAUGACAUCCCAACCACAGAUUGUCAUGCAGCAAAUCUUCGAGAACAACAGCUCCAAACCCGCCACCUUCAACGUUGGGAUAUCCCAAUCCCUUCAAAACACUAUGAGCUCUUCGUGGAGUAAGUCAGAAGAUCUUACCAUCAAUUCUGACAUCGGCUUCGAUUUCGAUAUUGACUUCGCUAACAUUGCUGGCAAGACUUCAAUGGUGUUUUCUUCGAGUUAUGGAAGCAGCAGCCAGAAAGCACAGACUGUGACUGUUGGAUCUUCAUCCCAUGUCGAUGUUUUGUUACAACCUGGCCAGUCUGUUAUGGCUGAGCUGCACGCUACCAGAGGAUCCUUGAAGGUUGAGAUGGAAUACGAGGCCAGUGUAUCUGGAGACGUCGCCGUAAACUACAACACGCCAUACAAGGGUCAUCAUUUCUGGGGUCUUAGUGUUGAGGCUGUGAUGAACAAAGCUGGUUUGAGCGAUCACCUGACAUCGAAACAGGUCAUUGAUGUCGGCUUCUUCACCAGCUCCAACGUAGUAGUGUAUGACAGAAAGUCAAAUGAUAAGAUGAUGGACAUAGCUUUUUAGAUUAUUACUGUAUAAGUUUCUGAAUAAAGUAUUUAUUUGAGUGUUAA